AUGGCCGCCGAAUUCGAUGCCUCCACGCUGACGGCCGAACAACUGCCCGAGCUGCUUAAAAAUGACAUCGCGGUCAAAGUCGCGGGCAUCGAUGUCGACGGCGUGUUGCGUGGAAAGCUCAUGGCCAAGAAGAAGUUCCUCAGCAUAGCCAACGACGGCUUCGGCUUCUGCAGCGUCAUCUUCGGAUGGGACAUGCAUGACCAGACCUACUUCAAGGAACUGGCCAUCUCGAACAAGGAGAACGGGUACCGCGACUUGCUCGCCAUACCAGACCUGACCUCGUUCAGGAGGAUACCUUGGGAGGACAACAUACCCUUCUUCCUCAUCAGUUUCCAUGACCCAGACACCAAAGAGACCCUUAGCGCAUGCCCAAGAAGCCUGUUGAAACGCGCUGUUGAUAGGCUGAAGGAGAAUGGAUAUGGUGCCAUGGCUGGAGCUGAGUACGAGUUCUACCAAUUCCGCGCACCUCAGAGCCACGAUGGCUCAGAGAAAAACACGUCGAGCACCGCCGUCUUCCUGCGCGAGAACCCCGUAAACUCGCUUCCAAGUCUUACCGAAGGCAUGUUCGGAUAUAGCAUCACGCGACCCGUCCACAACCAAGAAUACUACUACGGCAUCUUCAACACAUGCGCCCAGUUCGGCUGUGGAAUUGAAGGGUGGCAUACAGAGUCCGGGCCAGGUGUCUUUGAAGCGGCUCUCGAAUUUGGCGAAAUUCAAGCAAUGGCAGACAAAGCCUCGCUGUUCAAGCUUGUCGUCAAGUCUCUCGGAUCCAAAUUCGGCAUAACACCAUGCUUCAUGGCUAAACCGCGCGAGGGUCUCCCUGGAAACAGUGGACAUAUGCAUGUCUCCAUCGUAGAUAAAGAGGGCAAGAAUCUGUUCUACCGAGGUGAAGAGGACAAGAACGCGCCAUACUCAGACAUCCGGUAUCUUUCAGACCUUGGCCGACAUUUCCUAGCAGGAUUGAUCGACGGUCUUCCUGAUAUCAUGCCUAUCCUAGCACCGAAUGUCAACAGCUACAAACGGUUGGUAGAAAACUUCUGGGCACCCGUCACCGUAUCCUGGGGUCUCGAGCACCGCGCUGCUUCCAUCCGCCUCAUCUCUCCCCCUACCUCAUCCGGUAAGGCCACGCGCUUCGAAGUCCGUGUACCAGGCGCAGACACAAACCCGCACUUCGUUCUUGCUGCAAUUCUAGCCCUCGGCUGGCGAGGUAUUGAGAAGAAGAUGGAGAUCGGCAUACCGCCUCUGGGCAAGGGCGAAGACGUUGGUGGAGAAGCGGACAAGGGUGAACGACUGGCGAAGAGCUUGAAAGAAGCGACUGAACGAUUUAUGAGAAAAGAGAGCGUUGCAAGAGAAGUUUUCGGCGACCAAUUCGUGGACCACUUUGGUGGGACUAGGCAACAUGAGAUUAGGCUCUGGGAUGAGGCUGUGACAGACUGGGAAGUCAGAAGAUAUAUCGAGACGGUAUAA
Molecule: messenger RNA, 1467 nt
Organism: Alternaria postmessia
Lineage: Eukaryota; Fungi; Ascomycota; Dothideomycetes; Pleosporales; Pleosporaceae
Exons: 3
Coding region: 1-1467 (488 amino acids)
Molecular function (GO): glutamine synthetase activity
Source: RefSeq, a predicted model, not a curated record